GUCGCAGUCGGCACCUCGAGUGAAAAUGAUGCUCCUCAACCGCUCUGCACAGGCCGCUUUCAGCGGCAAGGCCGCCCGCCCGGCCCAGGCCAACCGGGCUCGCCUGGUGUGCCGCGCUGAGGAGAAGUCCAUCGCAACGGUGGAUCGCUCGAAGGACCAGCUGUACGUCGGCGCCUCGCAGUCGUCGCUGGCUUACCUGGAUGGCACCCUGCCGGGCGACUUCGGCUUCGACCCGCUGGGCCUGCUGGACCCAGUCAACUCGGGCGGCUUCGUUGAGCCCAAGUGGCUGCAGUACUCUGAGGUCAUUCACGGCCGCUGGGCUAUGCUUGGCGCCGCUGGCUGCAUCGCCCCGGAGAUCCUGGGUGCCGCUGGUCUGAUCCCGGAGAAGACCAACAUUGUCUGGUACGAGAGUGGUGUCAUCCCACCGGCUGGCUCGUACGAUGGCUACUGGGCUGACCCAUACACGAUCUUCUUUAUUGAGAUUGUUGCUAUGCAGUUCGCCGAGCUGCGUCGCCUGCAGGACUUCCGCUACCCUGGCUCGAUGGGCAAGCAAUACUUCCUGGGUCUGGAGAAGAUCUUCGCUGGCAGCGGCGAUCCCGCUUACCCCGGUGGCCCGUUCUUCAACCUGUUCAACCUGGGCAAGACUGAGGCUGCCAUGAAGGAGCUGAAGCUGAAGGAGAUCAAGAACGGCCGCCUGGCCAUGCUUGCCAUGCUGGGCUACGGUGCCCAGGCCACCCUGACCCGGGAGGGUCCCUUCCAGAACCUGCUGGACCACCUGGCUGACCCCGUCAACAACAACAUCCUGACUAACUUCGGCAAGGCAUUUGGUCCUCAGUAAUUGAUGUCGAGCGAGCUGUGCCGGAGACCGUCGCUUCGGCUGGUUAAACUUGCGUCGAUGGCCGCCACGAUUAGGAACCGGGCGGUCUGAUCGGAUGUAUUGCGGUAGCUUAGAAUUAGGCUGGAGUUUUUGAAUGAGAACACCUGAUUCAAAGAUAUCGUAGUUCAGAUGGUUUGCCUGACAUUGCGGAUUUUUGGAUGGUUGACCACUUGGCCGUAGGGUGUUCCGUGGGGCAUGGCGCGGAACGUUUUGCAUCGGUUUGUAACAAUAUCGACAUGACCAUGCAAUUCUUGCAGCGGAUGGGCUGUCUUAUUUUCGGGGUUCCUGCUGUAAAAGCAAUGCGUUGCGUUGCGUCUUAUGGCCGGCAGAUCUUGAAAAUGAUAUCAGUACUGCGGUGUUUGGCUGUGUUCGCCAAAUUGUUUGGCUACACUGAGGUGUAGCUUUCUUAUUGCUGCUAUAACUUCAACGAGAUGUAAGAGAAGACUAUCUCAUUAUUUCCAGUCACCUUCCCUUCGUGUGUCAAUAUAACAUGCGCCUAACCAUGCGUAACGAAGCGUCUAGUCCUAAAACCUUAAAACCUUAAGAGUCCUAAAAACUAAACUUACUUUAAGCCGUCCUCGAAAUCGUACACCUCAUAAUCUGAACAACCAGUCAACACGAAAACAUGCAUUAGUUCUAUUCUAUAAUAAUAAACCAAUGUAACGACACCCGAUUACCACAGCCCACAUUGUCCGACAAACCACCAAACCCGAUUUAAUCCACUCUGGGAAACGUCAGCGGCUUGAGUGCAUCCAACCGGGCCUCUUGUGGGCAGUAGGGGCACUUGAAGGGCCUCGCACGCGCCUUGGCCAGUUUGCU
Volvox carteri f. nagariensis is the source of this 1696-nucleotide messenger RNA. It is a transcript of the gene lhcaC, whose product is annotated as light-harvesting chlorophyll-a/b protein of photosystem I. The record is from RefSeq and is a predicted model, not a curated record. Gene Ontology annotation, cellular component: plastoglobule; chloroplast thylakoid membrane. Bases 26 to 838 code for a protein of 270 amino acids. Gene Ontology annotation, biological process: photosynthesis, light harvesting in photosystem I; response to light stimulus. Lineage: Eukaryota; Viridiplantae; Chlorophyta; Chlorophyceae; Chlamydomonadales; Volvocaceae. The transcript is spliced from 8 exons.